This is a messenger RNA of Trichoderma citrinoviride, 1818 nucleotides long. Its product is annotated as ribonuclease H-like protein. Gene Ontology annotation, biological process: nucleobase-containing compound metabolic process. Gene Ontology annotation, molecular function: 3'-5' exonuclease activity; nucleic acid binding. The coding region runs from base 1 to 1818 and encodes 605 amino acids. NCBI's taxonomy places the organism in Eukaryota, Fungi, Ascomycota, Sordariomycetes, Hypocreales, Hypocreaceae. The transcript has 3 exons. The record is from RefSeq and is a predicted model, not a curated record. Gene Ontology annotation, cellular component: nucleus; cytoplasm.
AUGAGCUUCAACUUCAACCACACCAGCCAGCUAUGGAGCUCGCAGCUCGGCGUGCGCUUUGGAGCGCUUGCGACUCUGCCGACGACGACCGUUGCCUCGGGGCUUCACACUUCGGCCCUGACGGGCGGCGAGGAGGGGCGCGCCGACGGCCCUCCACACCAUGUCGCCGUCAUAUCAGGGGAGAGCAUCACCGCAGCUGGCACUGGCACAGAUGCGCUGCCUUCAAGCGGUUUUGGUCAACCGCACAUCGGUCUCCCCGGGCAGAGUCUAGCAGCCAGCCUAGGAGCGAGCAUCGCCGCUCCUGUCGCCGGCGCUGCUAGUGGUGCAGGUGCAGAUGCUGAUGCCGGUGCUGAUGCCGAAGCAAGGGCAGUUGUCGAGCCACCGUCGACGCCGCUAGAGUUCAGCAUCUCCAAAGAAGAAUUUCUCGCGGCUCGUGCCGCCGUUCCUGGCACCUCUCAGUCUCACUGGUCACAUACAAUGUACCAUCGCGCCGGUGAGAAUGGCGCCGUGGAUAAUGUCAAGGUUCAUUACUGCGAAAGUAAAGCCACGGCAGAGCGUGUCUGCAAGGAGUAUUUCCUCAACGAAGAUGUCCUCGGCUUCGACCUGGAGUGGAUGCAGUACGCAUCGCGUACGGACGGGCCGCGGCAGAACGUCUCUCUCAUCCAGAUUGCAAGUCCUAGCCGUAUUGCCCUGAUCCAUGUGGCAUUAUUUCCAACAGAGGAAGGCGACCUUGUUGGUCCGUCGUUGCGCAAGAUCUUGGAGAAUCCUAACGUGACCAAGGUCGGCGUCAACAUCGGCGGAGAUUGCACUCGCCUCAAAAACUACCUCGGCGUCACUGUUCGUGGCGUCUUUGAGCUAAGCCAUCUCUACAAGGUUGUCAAGUAUCUUCCAGAGAAGCCUUACAUGGUCAACAAGGGGCUGGUGUCGUUGGCUACUCAAGUCGAGGACCACCUCCUGCUCCCUCUAUACAAGGGUCACGUUGUUCGAACGGGCAAUUGGAUGAGACGGCUCAACCCUCAACAGAUUCACUAUUCCGCGUCGGAUGCUUAUGCAGGCCUUCAGCUCUACUACGUGCUCGAAGAAAAACGAAAGGCAAUAGUGCCUUGCCCUCCAAGGCCGCACCAUGCGGAACUGCGGCUACCCAUCCCCCUUCCUGAGCCUCCGGUUGUUGAGGCUCAAGCAGAGGGAGAUGCAAUGACAACGGAUCCUUCAACAACAACUCCUAGAGACGCAGCUGCACCCACUUCAAGACGCAGACCUUAUAAGCCGAGAGCUCCCAGGCGCAGAGCUGCAUCGUUAAAGGCUUCAACAUCAGAUGUUGCAGCCUCAGAAACAGCAGCGACGGGAGACGCGGCUACCGAACCUUCAGCGGCUAAACCGCCGUUUGUAGACACACGAGACGCGCGGAUCAUUGAAGCCGAAGUCCGAAUGCGCGAGUAUCGCUCAUCCAAAGGAACCAAGCUGGAGACAACCGCUGUCCGUCUCAGAGCGUACUACAUCUGGCAUCGGAAUGAAGACCUUUGCCCUGCCGAUAUCGCGGCGCUCCUACGAGACCCACCGUUACUGACGACCACUGUCGCGAGCUACGUUGUAGAUGCCAUACAGGCUGAGAAACUGCCUUAUCCUGCGAUCAGAUUGCAUAAAGAGGUCAUGUCGUAUAUAGAUCUUACGAAGCCCUACAUGUACAAGUAUUCGACUCUGGUAAGGGAAUGUACGGAGGCGGUAGAGAAGAUGAUGAAAGAACAGCAGGCAGAGGGGCAAGAAAAGAUGGGGAAUGGGCAGCAGACAGAGGGGGCAGAGGGGGGAGACACAACAUGA